Chara braunii is the source of this 1137-nucleotide messenger RNA. Lineage: Eukaryota; Viridiplantae; Streptophyta; Charophyceae; Charales; Characeae. The record is from the annotation of a GenBank genome assembly.
CGGAGCCGCCGGACUUUCCAACAAGAAGUGCCGCUCCCCACCAAUAGAUGGAGCAGCCCGACAGACUUGCUACAGAAUUCAAUUUCUCAGCCAUGGCGGCGAACAGCUUCCUUGAUGGGGACCUAAGCCUUUCCUUAGCAAACACGUCCUUCUUCUCCAGCAUCAGCAAAUCACUCAACCUUCCCAAGAUCAUGAGCAUCUGCAGGGGUGACAAGGGCCGAGGGGUGCUAUCUAUUGGACAGUUGCCAGACGCCAUAGCCAAGUCUGUGCAGUAUGCGGCUAUGUACAAGGGAGAUGGGAGAUACUCAGCAACUGCCAACCACAUACAAUUUGGAAACACUGCCCAAGAUGAGGAACUUGAGGUUGCAUUCAGCACCAGCUUUGACACCAGUUUCAUCCCCACAGAUGGUUUUGAUGCCUUUAUAACUGAGAAAGGGUCCGUCCCUCAAGGAAGGGGAUUAGGAGGUAACCAUGGACAACAGGACAUGGUUGGCAGCGUUGCAGACUCUCACCCAGGUGGGACAGUUCUGGGCCGAGGUCCCACUAGCAGAAAGGAUAGGAUCGAGCUCCUCAAUCUGGAUGUGUUUUAUGCGGAGAUGCAGAAAAGCAGUUCAAUCUUUGCUAGUGGGACCACGCCCCUGGUGUCGCUUUUCUGGCAGCAGAUCAACACCAGCCUCAUUGGGAUUGUCCCUGAAGAACUUCAAUGUGAAUGGAUACAUAGAUCCGCUGCGCUACCGGGGGAGCAGCGCCGGCGCCAAGCAAGCUCUGGAGGAGCCCACGCGGCGAGCGGGAGACGUGGUAGUGUACCGAUGCGUGUGCCAGGUGGAGCGCUGCUAGCGGGAGGUGCAUUGCCAGGUGGAGUGCCGCUAGCGGGCGGUGUGCUGCCAGGUGGAAUGCUGCUAGUGGGCGGUGCGCUGCCUGGUGCCAGGUGGAGCGCUGCUAGCGGGCGGUGCGCUGCCAGGUGGAGUGCCGCUAGCGGGUGGUGCGCUGCCAGGUGGAAUGCUGCUAGUGGGCGGUGCRCUGCCUGGUGGAGUAGCGCUCGUGCGCGGCUGCGGAAAAUGAGGGAGGUGACAUCACAGAGACACGGACGUUGAGCGCUGCUACUCUACAAGGGGGAUGGUGGCGUCUCUAGUUGAC